AUGGACGACGGCGGUCCCCUCUCUCCAAAGGCAAAUGCUUUCAGUAUUGCCUCUCUGAUUUCGGCUGCAGAGCAAGCAGGAAAUAACGCAGCGUUCGACAAACAGAGAACCGGCCUAGACAAGCCAGACCUGCAUAACCACAGUUCCUUUAAAAUGCACUACAGCACAGUGACCCGGGAAAUGGAAGCCUUCACGACGAGCAGCCUGAGCAGCCUCAACACGCCGGGGGGCUACCACCUCUCCCCGUCCCCCGGGGACCCCUACAUCCAGCAUGAGGCCCACUUCGAGCCCUGCCCGGCCGCCCAGCACAACUACAACUACCCGGGCUCGAACCCGGGCCAGGCCCCGCCGAGCGACGGCGGCGGGACUCCCAACUGCUCGUCGUCCUCCUCCAGCUCCACACCGAACAGCAAGGCGAUGGUGAAGAAGAACCCGAAGGUGGCCAACAUUAACGUGCAGCUGGAGAUGAAGGCUUUAUGGGACGAGUUUAAUUCGCUGGGCACGGAGAUGAUCGUCACCAAGGCCGGCAGGAGAAUGUUUCCAACUUUCCAAGUGAAAAUAUUUGGGAUGGAUCCGAUGUCGGACUACAUGCUCCUGAUGGACUUCCUGCCUGUGGACGACAAACGUUACAGGUAUGCUUUCCACAGCUCCUCCUGGUUAGUGGCGGGCAAAGCUGACCCCGCCACGCCGGGCAGGGUCCACUACCACCCGGACUCCCCGGCCAAAGGCGCACAGUGGAUGAAGCAGAUCGUCUCCUUCGACAAACUCAAGCUCACCAACAACCUGCUGGAUGACAACGGACAUAUCAUUCUGAACUCCAUGCAUCGCUACCAGCCCCGGUUCCAUGUGGUCUACGUGGAUCCCCGCAAGGACAGCGAGAAAUACGCAGAGGAGAAUUUCAAGACCUUUGUGUUCGAGGAAACGCGCUUCACGGCGGUCACAGCUUAUCAGAACCACCGGAUCACACAGCUGAAGAUAGCCAGCAACCCGUUUGCAAAGGGCUUCAGAGACUGUGACCCAGAGGACUGGCCCAGGAAUCACAGGCCAGGCUCUCUGCCAAUAAUGAGUGCCUUUGCCAGAACAAGAAACCCAAUGUCAUCUCCACCUCAGCAGAACGGCACAGAGAAAGAAGACAGUAGACGGGAAUAUGACCGAGACCCCAGCGGCACGCCCAUACACGGUGACCCGGCUCACCAGCUGAUGUCCCGGGUCCUGAGCCCAGCCCUGCCCGUCCCAGGAGGCCUCCACGCCGUCCCGCUCACCAGUGGCCGGCCCAGCCCUCCCCAUGACCUUCGGUCAGACCCCCACUCCUUACCCCCGGACACCCUGCACCACCACCCUUACAAGUACCCCACCACCUAUGAACACUACCUGGGCGCCAAGACCCGGCCGUCGCCCUACCCGUUACCCAGCAUCAGAGGACACACAUACCAUCACCACAUGAACCCAGCUACAGCUAAUAUGUACUCAGCCACAAGCGGCCCCUCUAACUACGACUACGGGCCCAGAUAA
Molecule: messenger RNA, 1512 nt
Organism: Limanda limanda (common dab)
Lineage: Eukaryota; Metazoa; Chordata; Actinopteri; Pleuronectiformes; Pleuronectidae
Gene: tbx1
Product: T-box transcription factor 1
Exons: 8
Coding region: 1-1512 (503 amino acids)
Biological process (GO): cell fate specification; regulation of transcription by RNA polymerase II; positive regulation of DNA-templated transcription
Cellular component (GO): nucleus
Molecular function (GO): RNA polymerase II cis-regulatory region sequence-specific DNA binding; DNA-binding transcription factor activity, RNA polymerase II-specific
Source: RefSeq, a predicted model, not a curated record